GGCCUCGGGGGGGGGCGGAGGCGGGCGGGCUGCGGAGGGAAGAGGGGAUGUGCAUAGGGAGCCGGGGCCAUGUCCAAGGUAACGGGGCCCGCGGCCCCCGGGCCGGCUGUGGCUACGGGGCCGGCGCCAAGCGGGAAGGAGAAGCGCUCCUUUAGCAAGAGGCUGUUUCGGAGUGGGCGGGCGGGCGGCGGCGGCAGCGGCGGCUCCCCGGCCUCGCCCUCCUCCGCCCGCUCGGUGGGCAGCUUUAUGAGCCGGGUCCUGAAGACGCUGUCCACUCUGUCGCACUAUAGCUCCGAGAGCCCCCCGCUGCCCGGCCGCGGACGAUCCCCCAGCAGCGCCCUCGGCCCCGUGGGCUUUCGCAGCUGCUUCCCGCCGGGGCCCGGGCCCGGGCCGGCCGCCCCGCCCCAGCGCUGUCCGCAGCAGCAGCAGCAGCAGCAGCAGCAGCGGCAGCCGCCGCCACCGCCCCCCGCCGCGCCCACGCCGCCUCCCCCGGCCGAGCUGCUGUGCCUGGCCGGGGGCGACCCGGUGCCCGGCGUGGCAGGGCUCAAGAACCAUGGCAACACCUGCUUCAUGAACGCCACCCUGCAGUGUCUCAGCAACACGGAGCUCUUCGCCGAGUACCUGGCCCUGGAGCAGUACCGGGGCGGCGGCGGGCAGGAGACCCCCGACUCCUCUGCCCCAGAGGACGGCCACCAGGCCAACGGACUCCCCUUCUCCCGCAGCCAGCAGGGCAAGGGCGAGGUCACGGAACAGCUGGCACACCUGGUGCGGGCGCUGUGGACUCUGGAGUAUACCCCGCAACACAGCCGGGACUUUAAGAGUAUUGUCUCAAAAAAUGCACUACAAUAUCGAGGGAAUUCCCAGCAUGAUGCCCAGGAGUUUCUGCUAUGGCUUUUGGACCGUGUGCAUGAAGAUCUCAACAAUUUUUUGAAACAGAGUGGCCGACCUCCCUUGAAGCCUCCAUUAGAAGAUGAUGUAGUGCCCGAGGGACCUUCUUUUCCAGUCAGUAGCACUUUUGUACAAGAACUUUUUCAAGCCCAGUACAGAUCUUCUUUGACUUGUCCUCAUUGCCAGAAGCAGAGUAAUACCUUUGAUCCUUUCCUCUGCAUUUCUUUGCCAAUUCCUCUGCCCCACACAAGGCCUCUCUAUGUCACAGUUGUGUAUCAAGGAAAAUGCUCUCACUGCAUGAGAAUCGGGGUGGCCGUACCUCUGUCUGGGACGGUAGCUAGGCUUCGGGAAGCAGUGUCAGUGGAAACAAAGAUCCCUACUGAUCAGAUUGUGUUAACGGAGAUGUACUAUGAUGGGUUCCAUCGCUCCUUUUGUGACACAGAUGAUCUGGAAACAGUGCACGAAAGUGACUGCAUUUUUGCCUUUGAGACUCCAGAGAUAUUUAGGCCUGAAGGAAUUCUCAGUCAAAGAGGAAUGCAUCUAAACAACAACCUGAACAGUUUGAAGUUUGGCAGUGACCACCAUAGAAUAUCUUCCCAUGCACAGACAGCCACAAAACAAGGGAAGCUGGAUCUACCCUCCACAAGAACAGGAAAUGACAAGAUUGUUCUGCUUGUGUGUAAUAGAGCAUGCACUGGGCAACAGGGGAAAAGAUUUGGACAACCCUUUGUGCUACACUUAGAGAAGACAAUAGCAUGGGAUCUCUUGCAGAAGGAGAUUUUGGAGAAGAUGCAGUAUUUUUUGAGACCCACAGUUUGCAUCCAAGUGUGUCCAUUUAGUUUGCGCGUUGUCAGUGUUGUGGGAAUAACAUACUUGCUACCACAAGAGGAGCAACCCCUGUGCCACCCAACCGUGGAAAGGGCGUUAAAAUCAUGUGGACAAGGUGGUACUGCUCAUGUAAAGUUAGUAGUGGAAUGGGACAAAGAGACAAAAGAUUACUUAUUUGUAAAUACAGAAGAUGAAUAUGUUCCUGAUGCAGAAAGCGUCCGUCUGCAGAGGGAACGUCAUCACCAGCCUCAGACUUGCACUUUAUCACAGUGUUUCCAAUUGUACACCAAAGAGGAACAGCUUGCCCCAGAUGACGCUUGGCGUUGCCCACACUGUAAGCAGCUGCAGCAGGGGAGCAUAACAUUAAGCCUGUGGACCUUGCCUGAUGUGCUUAUUAUACAUUUGAAGAGAUUUCGACAGGAGGGCGACAGGCGAAUGAAGCUUCAGAACAUGGUGAAAUUUCCUCUAACUGGCCUGGAUAUGACGCCUCAUGUGGUAAAACGGAGUCAGAGCAGCUGGAGCCUCCCAUCCCAUUGGUCUCCAUGGAGACGCCCAUAUGGGCUAGGGAGAGAUCCUGAGGACUACAUCUAUGAUCUUUAUGCUGUGUGUAAUCACCAUGGGACCAUGCAAGGGGGACAUUAUACAGCAUACUGUAAGAACUCAGUGGAUGGUCUCUGGUACUGCUUUGAUGACAGUGAUGUACAGCAGUUGUCUGAGGAUGAAGUCUGUAAGCAGACAGCAUACAUACUUUUCUACCAGAGGCGAACAGCUAUACCAUCAUGGUCAGCCAACAGCUCUGUGGCAGGUUCCACAAGUUCUUCACUGUGUGAACACUGGGUAAGCCGGCUUCCAGGGAGUAAGCAAGCCAGCGUCACUUCUGCGGCUUCUUCCAGGCGCACAUCUCUGGCUUCACUCUCAGAGUCAGUGGAGUUGACUGGGGAAAGAAGUGAAGAUGAUGGUGGGUUCUCAACCCGACCCUUUGUAAGAAGUGUCCAGCGCCAAAGCUUGUCAUCCAGGUCCUCUGUUACCAGCCCAUUGGCCGUCAAUGAAAAUUGCAUUCGACCCUCUUGGUCCCUGUCUGCUAAGCUGCAAAUGCGUUCUAACUCUCCGUCACGUUUUUGUGGUGACUCUCCUGUGCAUGCUUCUGCCUCUACCCUGGAGAAGAUAGGGGAGGCAAUAGAUGAUAAAGUCUCUAUCUCUUGCUUUGGUAGCUUAAGGAACCUUUCUAGUAGCUACAUGGAGCCAAGUGAGAGCCACAGCAGGCGUGAGCACAGGGCCACGGGUAGAGCUCCUUUGGCUGUCAUGGAAAGUGUAUUCAGAGACGAAUCGGCUACCAGGAAAGUGACCUCGAGUCUUUCUGAUACACAGAGCAAAAGCUCAGCGCACGUGGAUCGAGUGCAUCCUGUUUCAGAUCCUUUUGACAACAAUAAUCAGAUUGCCUAUGUGGAUCAGAGUGAUUCUGUUGACAGCUCCCCAGUCAAAGAGGCAAAGACCCCAAGUGGCUCUGGCUUACUUGUGGAAAAGUCAGACAGCACAACUAAGAAAUCCCCUACCUCCAAAGGGGUUUCUGAGCCAGAUAAAAGCCUGAGGAAAGGGAGGACAGUCUUGGUUCGCCAGGAAUCAUCUCUUUCAAACACAUCACCCACUUCUCCUGUUCCCUUAAAAAGUUCUGUAAAGACUUCUCGCUCCAGAAGCAAAGCAGAAUCUUCCCAGGUUAGUGGGCGACACUCAUCCCCUCUUCCUGGUCAGCCCAAAAAGGAGUCAUCUACAAAAUCCCAGGACAUUGUAGCUAUUCAGCAGAAGCAAAAGUUAACUUCCUCCCCGGCUUCUAUUUCUUCCUCUACAGCUGCCAAAAAACCCCCUCUGGGCUCUGCCACCAGGGGUCCCUCCUCUGCUGGGAAGAGUAGGACUUCAGACCGAAGCCUGAGCCGGGAAGGCUCCAAAGUAAGCCUAGGCUCUGACAAAGCCAGUGUCACGUCCACCUCCAAACCAAAUUCCCCUCGGGUGGGUCAGUCUAAAGGAGGGGAGAGCAGAAUGGAUGGAAAGCAUGUUAGGAGUUCCUCCAUGGCCAGCCUGCGGUCUCCCAACCCAGGCAUGAAGUCAGGUUUGAAGAGGGACAGCAAGUCAGAAGACAAGGGACUGUCCUUCUUCAAAUCAGCUCUGAGGCAGAAGGAGACACGGAGGUCAACUGAUCUUGGGAAAACCACGUUGCUCACCAAAAAAUCAGGUGGAGGCUCUACCAAGUCGAUCAGUAAGAAUAUGGUAGAUGAGAAGUCGGAGAAAGGCAGCCAGCCACCCUCCUCCCAGCAGCCAAAUGCAAAUACUGUUUCAAAAGAGCAGCCUGCUUCCAAGGAUUCUACUUCUGUAAAACAUUCCCUGCUUUCUACCCACAGAUCCAGGUCUUCCCAGCUAGAUCCUGGAAAUCCCUUGUCUUCUAGUAGCAAGCAGUCUGCCGAGAAAUCUUUAAAAAAGUUACCUUCUAGCAUGCACACCUCUGCACGGCCUUCUCAAAAACCUCAGUGAGAUUUCUGCAAACCAGGUGUUUUAUCUGUAAAGACACUUAUUUAUUUAGAAUCGAGAACUCUUAUUUUCAUUCCCUUUCCCUGAUAUUUCCCCUCCCCUGCCCCCCUGCUUUUGUUUUGUAAUUUUUGGUUCAUGUGCCUAACGUAUGUGUGUGUGUGUGUGUGUGAGGAGAACUAAACCGCAGUGUGUCGAAGUGUCUCCUUCUGCCAUCAAACCAAAUAAUAGCCAUAGGCAAAGAAAGCAGUGACACCAAGUUAACUGGAAUAAUUGUAAAAAAAACAAAACAAAACCAUAAUCCUGGACUGCCUCUUAGCACUUGUGCAUAUUUCUUUCUAGUGAAAUGCCGCAACUUUUCGUCAGACACUAGGGUUUUGAAACCUGUGAACCAGUUAUGCUGUAAGUAGUAUACGCUCUGUAGAACUGUGAAAUAAUAUUAUUUUGGGUUUUUGCCUGAGCAGAAAUUAUCCUCAUUGAUUUGUGGAUUGUCGUCUAGUGUGGUAAAGUGUAGAAGCUAACAGUGAAACUGAAAGACCGUUGCUGCUUCUGCUCUGGCCCCUUGUCUUCAAUCUUUUUUAAAGGGCAAUAUUUUAACACUAAUGUUGUUUCUCAGGUAUAUACUCGGCUAGUAUAAGAGGGAUGAGCAUUAGUGAAUGAACUGAAUAUAAAGGUAACCUUUCAUGUGUGAAUGUAUGUAAUUUUCUCUUAGUGUCAUGGAUGUAAGCUUUUUGAGAUGUAAAGAACCUUUUAUUACUGUCAUAUUGGUGAAGAUGUGUGUAUACCUUAGCUGGCUAUCCCUUGACUCUUGGACAUUGUGCUAAGAGAUGGUGAAUUGGAUAGCAAGAAGCUAGUCAGUAUCCAUUCUUUUCCUCCCUCCAUUGGAAUUCUGAAAUAUAGCCACUCAUCAGCAUCUUCUAAGUUGUACCCUGAUAAUAUGGAUUAUUAUUUUUUUUAACUGGAAUCAUGUACCUGGUGGUGCGAAUGAUGCCUGGGUGAUGUAUAGAUGUACCACUCUCCCUCUUUGGCUGCCACUUCUUGUCUGUAAACAGAAGAAUCGAAUCUUGCCUUUUGGAGGUGUGCUUCUGAAGUUUCUGUAUCUCUCAGCCCAAUGCCAAAAGUCAGCAAUGCAAUAUCAGUGCUCAGUGUAACAAAAUAUUAAAUACCUUUUUUAAAUGUUUCUCUUUAAGGCUUGAUUUUAACUGUGUUUUCCAGCAAACAGUUCCUCUCCCUACAGAUUUUAUCUCCCUUGAUCCCUUCCCCUAAUCUAUAGUCAAAACUAAAGCUCAUUCUACAAGGCAACAAAUUACCUUUCUUGUUUCGAAAAUGGAAACAUCUCCCACCUUGCUCAAUUUACAAUGUUCACACAGAUGCUGCAUUUAUUUUUUAAGUUGUAUAGACAUAUCCUGGCUUCAUGCCUCUCUUCUCUUCCUUAUGAGAGCUGUAUAAUCUGGGUUCUUGGUGAAACGGACUUUGCCACGAUACAGGGUGGGAUGUGCUUAGUUUCAUAUUCAUAUGUUCUCUAAUUGGCGUGUUUUCCCAUGUCAGUGUUUUUCCAACCCAUAAAUUCACCCAACUCUACAUGAACUUUAAAUAUUCAUAUCUAUUUAUAAUCUUUUCUACUUAGUAACUAAUGCAAAUAGUUUUAUUCAUCCUGUCAUAUCCUUUGCUCAACUUUUUUGCUUUUUUGGGUUGGAGGAGGAUGGGGAAAUGUUGGCAUCAGGUCACUUGUCUUACAUAAUUGCUAAUUUGAGCAUAAAGGAGACUAAUAGAUCUGGAAACCAUUCAUGUAAGGGUAGCCAAACAUCUAAGACCUUGCAAUAUUAAAAUUCUUUUAUAUUAUGAAUAUUUCUGUAAUGCUUACUGUAUUUCAUUUAUCAUGACCUUGUUGGCAAUAGCGCUCUGCCUGAUAAUGCCAGUUUGAUUGCCAUUUCCUCUCUGUGUGAUAUAGGCAUCGAUUCCAUGCCAAAGCAGUGUUGCUUUCUGGUUCUCCUGUUAUUUGGCGUCUGGACAAACUUCUUUUGAUGUUGUUACUACUGGUAUGUUGAGUUUUGCAUAGUUACCUUUCCUCAGAACAAUAUUUUAAACCCAAUGUGAUCAUAACACCCCUCUCUAGCUAUGGUGUAGAUUUUCUACAAUCCAAAAGGGCAUAAGAUAUGAAGAGUGUCAAAAACAGCUGAAUGAAUGACUUCUCAUGAAGCUCCAUUCCUUUGAAUAUAGGGCAGGUUUGAUUUGGAAGGGUCACAUCACCGAAACUUGAAAAGCAGCUUUAGAGUAGUUACGAGAAUUUCUUUUGGAGGGGAUUUAUUGUGGUAGUUACCAGUGAAAUAGUUAAACCUGAAUAGAAAUUAGCUUCAUUUCCAGACAGAAACUUAAAUUUUGAAAUUUUUGUUGCUUUUGUAUAGGAAUUAAAAAAAAACCUAACCUUUAAAUUCCAGGAGAUAAUUGCUUUGAGCUCAAAUAUAAUUUUUCAUUAUGUAUUAACAUUAUUUAGCUAAUAGAAUUGGCUCUCCUUUCUGGUCAGCUAAAAUCACACAUAACUAUGCUUUCGGGAAUGACUAUGUCAUUGUCUUGACAUUUUGAUGCUAUUUGAUUUCCUUUAAUUUUCUUGUUUGAUAAACAAUGAAAAUCUGAUGAAAUAACAAAGAUUUAAUUAUCUUAAACUACUGCAUGCUUUAAGGACACCAGACAGUGAACACAGAAAAAGGACAGAGAAUUGUUGUGCUCAAGGACAUUUUGCCAAAAUGCUUCCAGGAAUGGCUUCAAUAAGUUGGUUAAAAGCAAAAACAAUUCAGUUUUUUCUUUUUAAACAUGGGCCAGAUUUUUUUUUCCCCCUGUUGAUAUUUGGAAUAAGGUGCUUGCUCAUUUGUUUGGGUGAACAAUUGUCUAUAGAUCAUCAUGGUCUUGUGUUUGUGAAAGCUGUUUAGAGAGGUGGAGUUAGAAGGAAUUAUUACCUGGUAAGCACAAAGAAAUCACUAACAAGUCUUGUAACUAGAGCAAAUCCAUAGUACUUUAUCAUCAUCAUCAUUAUUAUUGAUGUCUUUGGCAUUGUUCACUUUGAGAUAGAAUUGGGAAUAUCCAGAUUCUCCCCUCCUCCCUUUUGAUAAAGAGACAUGAUGGUAAAGAAAUAAUGUUUUCGAGCAUUGUCUUUCACGCCCAUAAGCCCUUUACUGCAUCCCCUUUUCCUAAUCCUUACGGCAACCUUGUGCCAAGUCAAUAACAAUUCAUGCUGGACAUACAGAAGUGAAUGUUAGAGUAUCUGUGGUUUGGUAAAUGUUUGUAGUCAUCUGAAAGGCUGCCUUGAAAUUUCUUAUUCAAUACAUGAAAUAAAUUGAAAGGGAUAUUUAUGUAAAAAAAUUGUAAAUUCACUCCUCAAGUUAACUUUACUUUAGCUCAGGGGCACCUAGAGUACAGCCCAUACACCAAAAGAAGUCCAUGCAGCCCUAACUAGGGCCCCCUCCCCAGCAAAGAAAUCUAUUUUGCAGAUCUCGCUGAAUUAGCAUGUGCUGGGAAGGGUAGUUCUUGCAACCAAUUCUCUUUUAUAGUGUAGUUGUAACCAAUUUCAUUUUAUGGAAAGUAGAUGUGGUCCUCAUUUACCCAUCAAUCCACUAUCUGUCUUCCCAUUGGUUUAACGCUAAUGCAGCCCAGCAAUGAAGCUCUUUAACUAAAUUCCUUACACUAGAAUUUGAUCCUUCCAUGUUUGAGGUGAAUCAGUGUGAUUUUAUUUGAUUUUUGUUUUUUGGAAAGAGAAGAAAGCAAGACCCACUUUUCUUCAAGAUAGUUUCCAAGGAGAAAGAUAUGAUAAAAAGACUGGAAAGAAAACACCUGGCUGCAGCUUUUAAUGGAAAAUGGAGGACCAGGGAAUGAAUCCUUUUUUUCAAAUGGGGAAACCAUGGGUUUAAAGAAUGGGUUUUCAUUUGGUCUAUAAAUUUCAUCCUGAUACAUUGCCUUUUUAGAUCAUUGAGCAAUUAAGAUUUUUUUUUGGGGGGUGUCCAAUUUCAAAGUUGUUGUAAUUUUAUGAUAGAAAGAAAUUAUUUCUGGGCUGGAUUUUAGGGAUAGUAGUUAAUAGUAUGCAAAUCAUAAGCACAUUUUCAAUGGAAAAAACCAAACCCAACAACGACCCCUUAUACUAUGUGAGGCACUUUGAACUUUGCCUUAGUGGGAGAGCUGAGAAAUACACAUUUUAAUGACAAACUGGUGCCUAUAUCUUUCUAAACAUGAAGUGUAUGUGUCAUUCUGCAAGGUUUUUGUCCCUUUGGUUCACAAAUGGUUUUUAUAGCUAAGUCAGACCAUAUGCUUUAGAUGGAAACAUGACACUUUGAUUACAGUACAUCUAAACUGCCUCUAUGACUCUCCCACCCCCAUCCCUUCCCCCCCCACAUACCCCAUUUCCUUUUGUUCAGCUCCCAAAAUGUAGAAUUCUUUGCUUUCCACAGCUGUAAUUUGAGCAUGACCCACCAUCUUCCCCCUACCCCCAACCCCCACCCCAAGUAACAAGAACAAUUCUGCAUGGCCUUUAUCUAGUGCUGCAUCCUGAAUGCAUGCUCUCAUUAACUAUGCAAGCAACUGAUACUGACCAUAGAUGGCACUAACUGCUUAAAGUGAAGCUAUUAGAUAAUGGAACUCUAUUUUUCAAUUUGUUGUUUUGUUUCCUAUAUGACCUGAGUAUCCAUACACUCAGGAGCACGUAUAUGGUUUCUUGCUUUAUUUUGCACAUCCGUGACUCUCUUCUUUGCAGAAAUUUUGGAUUAUUGACAAGAUUGAUGUGUAAAAUUCCUAAGUAUUUUUCAAAUAGGAAAAGUAUUGGAUGUGUUGAAAUGACAAUAUGCUGGUUUAUGUAUUAUAUUGUGGUGUCUAGGUAAUCUCCUAAUGUGUCCUCUUCUCUAAGUAACCUGCCAUUUUUCUAUAGGAUUUUAAUGAUUUAUAUCUUCUAUAUGACAUCAUGGUCUCAAGGAAAGACAAAAGCUUCUAGCAGCAUUGACAAUUAAAAAAAAACAAACCAUGCUUUUGUAGAACUUUAGUGCUCUUUGAAGCUGAUGUUUCCAGCCACCAGACCUAAUAGGACUAGUACUAUGGUGUUUAUGGCAGUACUGUACAAUGAGUUCAGAUCUAGAACUAUCUCCCAUUUGUUAAUCCAUCUGGUAUAGAAGGCUUCAAACCUCUUAGAUAAGAGACCUGGUAAGGAAGAGCCUGAAGUCCUGAAGGGAACAGAGCAAUGACUGGCAUGCAAAUUUAAGUCACAAGGCACUUGUGAAAAUGGGGUCUUGGUUUGCUAGAGUGGGCAGCACACUGGAGGGCUUGGUGUUCUUGGUAGCCCUCUGACCUUGUCUGUGUAUAGCAAGUGGAGACUUCCUUGGUGGAGUCAUGGAAUUCUCAAUGAAUAAUAAAGUGACGAAAGCUAAGACCAACUAUCUUUGAAAAGCAUAUCAGUAGUUAGAAGAGGCUACCUCUUAAUACCAAUGUCCUUUUCAUAGUGAGCAAUUAAAAUUGCAAUUACCAGAUGGCCUGAACAUUGCUUUUGAACUCUUUAUUGUGGUCCUUUGCAGGAUAGCAGUUUCAGGAAUUCUUCCUAGUUUAAAAACAAACGUGAAGAGUUUUAUUUUGAAUUAACAUUUGAUAUAAUUUUUCCCCUGUAAUCUUUUUUUUUUUAAAGCAUCUCUUGUAGAAUUUGCCAAGUGACCCUAAAUAAUUUGGCUAUACAUGCAGAGGCAACUGAAAUUUAGUUUUAAUCUUUGGUGAGCCAGAAGUACUGUGGACACCACAUAAUAAAGCCAAUUGUCAAACUUAGCUGUUUAUCCUGUGGAGCAUUAUUUUACAGACAAUUGGAAGUCAGGAUAACAUAACCUUUAAGCUUAAUGCAAAGGAAGCCAGUAGGGCCCAAAUACAUCUGUUUAAAACACAUCCAGAAUAAUGGUGGAAGUACAUAUAAGUUGAACUCCUUGAGAAGUUUGAGGAGUGAAUUCUGUAGGCGGUCAUGAAAAAGCAGCAUGAAAUUGUUCUAGGUGCUAUCUUGAAAGCUUUGGUGUCAGUACACCAAAGGGAAAAUGGCUAUAGUAUUCUCUGAAGAUAAAGUCCUCUUUUGUGGCCUUUCAAGCGCACCAUACAGGAUUGCUCACCAAUUGUGCCUCACCAUUGGUUAAAAUUGAAUUCGGAUCUCAUUGCAAAUAUAGUUUCUUGACUGAAGUCAAACUUCAGUUUUUACACUGGAAUUUCUACAGUUCUUCUCAAAGCUGCAUGUCAUUGUCACUGUACACAAAAACAUUUUGGUAUAGUUCACACCUUUGAUAUUGGCUUCUGUAUAAAUACUUUUGAGUUGUACAGUAAUCUGGAAAGCAGGAUGUCUUUAUCUGAGGCUGGAGGAAACAUAAUUGUGCCGUAAAUUUUAAAUUAUUGAGGACAAGUGCAUGAGACUGUGUCAAUGCCUCCUGUUAUUUAUUUGUAUGUUUUAUUAUUCAAGGUGGAUGCACUUUUAAUAUGCAGAAUUUAUAUUUUUAUGUUAAAACAUUUCCUUUCUGAAAGAACAGUUUGAAUAUUAUAGUAUGUAGCUGGAAUUAAGAGAAAAGUGGAAAAUGUAAUAAAAUACAUUAAAUUUA
Molecule: messenger RNA, 10826 nt
Organism: Phascolarctos cinereus (koala)
Lineage: Eukaryota; Metazoa; Chordata; Mammalia; Diprotodontia; Phascolarctidae
Gene: USP31
Product: ubiquitin specific peptidase 31
Biological process (GO): protein deubiquitination
Molecular function (GO): cysteine-type deubiquitinase activity
Source: RefSeq, a predicted model, not a curated record